Molecule: messenger RNA, 1339 nt
Organism: Belonocnema kinseyi
Lineage: Eukaryota; Metazoa; Arthropoda; Insecta; Hymenoptera; Cynipidae
Product: FERM, ARHGEF and pleckstrin domain-containing protein 1-like
Exons: 9
Coding region: 224-1339 (371 amino acids)
Cellular component (GO): cytoskeleton
Molecular function (GO): cytoskeletal protein binding; guanyl-nucleotide exchange factor activity
Source: RefSeq, a predicted model, not a curated record
GUGCUCCUGAGUGCUCCGUGGGUGUUUGACACGGUGUGUCGUCUGUCGACUUUUCUCCUGGAAUAUUUUCGAAAAACUGCCCUCGGGGGCCCCACUCGGAACAAUUGAAAAUAUGGCCACCUAACAGAAGCCGUCAACUCGUCUUUUACGCCCGGGGCGUAAAUGAGUGAAGUCAGCGAGUGAAGAGGAGUGGAGAGGAGGGAAAGGCAGCAAAUGUAUAAAAAUGAAUGAUAUCGAAAGCAUCGGUAUGAGUGGUGGUUCAAAAAUGCCUCACAGCCAUUCUACACCGGCCGGUGUCGAUGGUGGAAGUCGGACACCACCCACAACCCCCAGAAAAGCCGGAAAGAUGCUCGCGGUUCGAAUACAGAUGCUGGAUGACACCAUCACGAUGUUCCAAGUGCAGGCAAAAGCAUUGGGCAGAGUUCUCUUUGACCAAGUUUGCAAACAGUUGCACCUUCUCGAAGCGGAUUACUUUGGCCUCGAGUACCAGGAACUCAGCGGAACGAGGUAUUGGCUGGACCUAGAAAAACCAGUUUGCCGACAAGUGGGGCUGUCGCUGGUCGAUCCGCUCCUGAGGUUUUGCGUCAAGUUUUACACGCCUGAUCCGGCCCAGCUCGAGGAAGAGUUCACCAGAUACUUGUUUUGUCUACAAAUCAAACGAGACUUGUCUCAGGGUUUGCUCCAGUGCAAUGACAACACUGCAGCUCUUAUGGCGAGCUACAUUGUUCAAGCCGAGUGUGGAGAUUAUAUGAUAGAAGAUUAUCCUGAUCACACGUAUUUAUCUACUUAUAAAUUCGUGCCUCAUCAAGAUCAAGAGUUGGAAAGGCGUAUAAUGGAAAAUCAUAAGAAACACGCAGGACAGUCUCCUGCGGAGGCAGACCUCAAUCUUCUGGAAACUGCUCGGCGCUGCGAACUCUACGGAAUGAAAAUGCACCCUGCGAAAGAUCAUGAGGGAGUCUCCCUGAAUCUGGCAGUUGCACACAUGGGUAUUGUAGUCUUUCAACACUAUACCAAAAUCAAUACCUUUAGUUGGGCGAAAAUUAGGAAAAUCAGUUUCAAGCGAAAACGAUUUCUCAUCAAACUUCAUCCCGAGGGCUACGGCUAUUACAAGGACACGGUCGAGUUCUUCUUCGAGGGUCGCAACGAGUGUAAAAACUUCUGGAAGAAAUGUGUCGAAAAUCAUGGUUUCUUCCGCUGCUCCAUCGUGAAACGCGUGAUUCGUCAAAAGACGCGAGUUCUCAGUCGUGGCUCGUCUUUCAGGUACAGUGGCAAGACGCAGAAGCAAAUUGUCGAAUUUGUUCGCGACAACUACGUGAAGAGGCAGACAUUCCAAAGGUGA